This is a messenger RNA of Talpa occidentalis (Iberian mole), 8839 nucleotides long. RefSeq names its product anoctamin 3 (gene ANO3). Bases 362 to 3490 code for a protein of 1042 amino acids. Gene Ontology annotation, biological process: chloride transmembrane transport. The record is from RefSeq and is a predicted model, not a curated record. NCBI's taxonomy places the organism in Eukaryota, Metazoa, Chordata, Mammalia, Eulipotyphla, Talpidae. Gene Ontology annotation, molecular function: protein dimerization activity; chloride channel activity. The transcript is spliced from 28 exons. Gene Ontology annotation, cellular component: plasma membrane.
CUAAAUGCAUCUCAGCAGCCUUGCCCAUGUCUUCAUUUAGCCCAUUUAACUUUUUACUGCAACCUCUCUGAGAUGGGGUUAGUGCUGCUAUCAUUUAAAAGCCACAAGAGAGCUACAAGAAAAACAACUCUAAAACCCAUCUAUCCUAUUGAAGUCAAUUGUCUAGGAAUGGCAUGGAUAGAGAAAACUUCUUAGAGGGUCAGCUGUGCAUGUUUUAUCUUUUUUUGAAUGUUCAAGUGAAAAUAAUUACCAGAAAGUCUGAAGUGAUUACUGAUUACAGUACUGUGAUUUCCAUCCUUGUGUGAUUUAUAAAACUUCAGUUUUGUGAACUUUGAUUUACAUAAGUCUUAAGAAUUGUGCAAUGUCGACUGUGAAAUUUGAACUGGAUUAUCUUUCUCCUGAAGACUUCAGACAGGAACAUGCUUCCAAUUCAGAUUUUACGUUAACCUGUUUGACUGAACUCUCUGAUGACUCUAGUGAAUUGGAACUUCAGCACUACAAUUCUGUUCCCACUGGCUUGCAAAAGUUGUGCUCAUCUCAUCGUGGGCUUGAGAAGAGUGUGUGGGCUGCCAAAGGCAAAUACAAUGAAGGCAUGAAUGUAAGUAAGAGUGAAAUAGCAAAAGAAACUUCAUUAAAACCGUCUCGCAGAUCCCUGCCUUGCCUCACUCAGAGCUAUGCUUACUCAAAGAGCUUGAGCCAAUCUACCUCACUCUUUCAGUCAAUUGAGAGUGACUCUCAAGCUCCCACUUCUGUAACCUCUAUUUCUGCUGACAAAACAGAGCAAGCUAACACCAAGGAGAAUAAAAACGAUACUGUGCUCAAAUGUUCUUUUGCUGACCUCAGUGAUUUUUGCUUGGCUCUAGGGAAAGAGAAGGAUUACAUGGAUGAAUCAGAACACGCUCAUUAUGACAGAUCUCGGCUCAUUAAAGACUUUGUUCCCAAAGAUAAUACUGAAUCCAAGACAAGAUUGUCUAAGAAUGACAUGAAUUAUAUAGCAUCCAGCGGACUUCUAUUUAAAGAUGGCAAAAAGCGGAUUGAUUACAUUCUGGUUUAUAGAAAGUCAAAUAUACAAUAUGACAAAAGAAACACAUUUGAAAAGAACCUCAGAGCAGAAGGCUUGAUGUUGGAAAAAGAGCCAGCUGUUGCAAAUCCUGAUAUCAUGUUUAUUAAAAUUCACAUUCCAUGGGACACAUUAUGCAAGUAUGCGGAGAGGCUGAAUAUCAGGAUGCCAUUCAGGAAAAAAAGCUAUUACACUGACCGGAGGAGCAAAUCAAUGGGCAGGGUGCAAAGCUACUUUAGAAGAAUAAAAAAAUGGAUGUCCCAGAACCCAAUGGUUCUUGACAAGUCAGCUUUUCCAGAUCUGGAGGAGUCAGACUGCUACACUGGCCCCUUCAGCCGUGCACGGAUUCACCACUUCAUAAUAAACAAUAAGGACACCUUCUUCAGCAAUGCCACUCGAAGCAGGAUAGUCUACCACAUGCUGCAGCGCACCAAAUAUGAGAAUGGGAUAUCCAAAGUGGGUAUCUGUAAACUUAUAAACAAUGGGUCAUAUAUUGCAGCUUUUCCCCCACAUGAGGGAGCCUACAAGAGUAACCAGCCCAUCAAAACCCAUGGACCUCAGAAUAACAGACACUUGCUAUAUGAGCGCUGGGCUCGCUGGGGGAUGUGGUAUAAGCACCAGCCCCUGGACUUGAUCAGACUGUACUUUGGUGAGAAGAUUGGACUGUACUUUGCUUGGCUGGGAUGGUACACUGGCAUGUUGAUUCCUGCAGCAAUUGUUGGCUUGUGUGUUUUCUUCUAUGGAAUAUUGACAAUGAAUGCAAGUCAAGUAAGCCAAGAAAUUUGCAAGGCCACUGAAGUGUUCAUGUGUCCUCUCUGUGACAAGAACUGCUCCCUGCAGAGACUCAAUGACAGCUGUAUCUAUGCCAAGGUGACAUACUUGUUUGACAACGGAGGGACGGUCUUCUUUGCUAUUUUUAUGGCAAUAUGGGCCACAGUCUUCCUGGAAUUUUGGAAAAGGAGAAGAAGUACACUGACCUAUACUUGGGACCUUAUUGAGUGGGAAGAAGAGGAGGAAACACUUCGCCCCCAGUUUGAAGCCAAAUAUUACAAAAUGGAAAGAGUGAAUCCCAUCAGUGGCAAACCUGAGCCGCAUCAGCCCUCCUCGGAUAAAGUUACUCGUCUUCUUGUCUCUAUCUCAGGAAUAUUCUUCAUGAUAUCUUUGGUGAUCACUGCAGUGUUUGCAGUUGUGGUGUAUCGCCUGGUUGUCAUGGAACAGUUCGCAUCAUUCAAGUGGAAUUUUAUCAAACAACACUGGCAAUUUGCAACAUCUGCUGCAGCUGUCUGUAUUAAUUUUGUAAUCAUUAUGACACUGAAUCUUGCUUAUGAAAAAAUUGCUUACCUUCUCACUAAUUUAGAAUAUCCUCGAACAGAAUCUGAAUGGGAAAACAGCUUUGCCCUGAAGAUGUUCCUCUUCCAAUUUGUCAACUUAAAUAGUUCUAUCUUCUAUAUUGCUUUCUUUUUGGGGAGAUUUGUAGGUCACCCAGGAAAUUACAAUAAACUUUUUAACCGGUGGAGACUGGAGGAAUGUCAUCCUAGUGGCUGUUUGAUAGACCUCUGCCUCCAGAUGGGAGUUAUCAUGUUUUUGAAGCAAAUAUGGAAUAACUUCAUGGAACUGGGAUACCCGUUGAUCCAGAACUGGUGGUCACGACAUAAAAUCAAGCGGGGAGUACAAGAUGCCUCCAUACCUCAGUGGGAAAAUGAUUGGAAUCUGCAGCCCAUGAAUAUUCAUGGACUGAUGGAUGAGUACUUAGAAAUGGUUUUGCAGUUUGGUUUUACCACCAUCUUUGUUGCGGCUUUUCCUCUGGCUCCCCUUUUGGCUUUGUUAAACAACAUCAUUGAGAUUAGGCUGGAUGCAUACAAAUUUGUCACCCAGUGGCGCAGGCCUCUGCCAGCCCGAGCCACUGAUAUAGGUAUCUGGUAUGGAAUUCUUGAAGGAAUUGGUAUUUUGGCUGUGAUCACCAAUGCAUUUGUAAUUGCCAUUACAUCAGAUUAUAUCCCACGUUUUGUCUAUGAAUAUAAAUAUGGCCCUUGUGCAAGUCGGUUUGAAUACAGCGAAAAUUGCUUAAAAGGAUAUGUCAACAAUAGCCUCUCCUUCUUUGACCUGAGUGAGCUCGGUAUGGGAAAAUCUGGUUAUUGCAGGUACAGAGAUUACAGAGGUCCCCCUUGGAGUUCCAAACCCUAUGAAUUUACCUUACAAUACUGGCACAUCCUCGCUGCUCGACUGGCCUUCAUCAUUGUGUUUGAGCACCUUGUUUUUGGGAUCAAGUCAUUCAUCGCAUACCUGAUUCCAGAUGUACCAAAAAAUCUGUAUGACAGAAUACGACGGGAGAAGUACCUCGUCCAAGAAAUGAUGUACGAAGCUGAAUUAGAACAUUUACAACAACAGCGGAGAAAAAGUGGUCACCCUGUUCAUCAUGAAUGGCCUUAGUUGGUGCCUGUUUCCCAGUAGGAGCAGUAGCCAUGGGAAUCACAGCAAGUUCAAAUUUUAGGUGGGAUCUAGGAGGAAGGUUAUACCUGGCAAUCAUGUGUAUAUUGUGCUCCUUGGAACUGCAUCGCAGUUAUCUCUGGUAUUUGAAAUAGCCAGCAUUUCUAGGGAAGAAAAAGAUGACUCCUGACCUUAAAAUAAUGCUUAGAUUGACAUUGCAGGAAGCCAGAAUCUAAUUCUCAGAACCAGACUCAGGGAGUUGUGUGUUUGGAGACCUCCACCUUCCAUCAGCUGUAGCGUAAUAGGAAGGGUAAUGGUGAGGUUUCUAAAGACAAGAUUUCCAUGUAAAUGUUCACACUCCAGGAAUGACUUAGAAUUGUGUUAUCUUCAUUCACAUUCUAAUGACUUUGAAACCAUAGGGUGAGUUAAUACAUGCAAGAAAUAAUCAAUUAUUGCCUUUGCUGCCAAAAAUCCAUGUCCCUUCAGCUUACAGGUUUAUAAGAAUUUCCCUUGUUUCUUGCUGAGCUUAUGAACCAGUGCCACAGGGAAAUUAUGCUGCUUUAUAUUUACUAUGCAGUUGAAGAAUUGCACAUCACCUUAAUAGUCAAACCAAAAAUCUAAAAUUCCAAAAUGAAUACAAUUCAUGAAAUAAUAUUCUGUUGCAUCUACUACAUUCAAAUCUAUUUUGUCACUGACAGGACCAGUUAUACUGCCUUUCUUUAUAACUAAAUGCCAAUAGAGCCACAUGCAUAUAAAACAUGAAUGGUUAUUUUCAUAUCAUUGAGAAGAUAAAUCCAUACUUUACUGCAAAAGGCAGUUUUAUAGUACAUUUAAUAUUUCGCUUCCUGAUUUAUUACAACAGCUCUCACUGAAUAACUUGAACUGCUGUAAAUAUGUUGAUUUUCCUUGUACCUUUGCACCUUGACAAUGUGUAAUGCAAGUUAAUUUAUCAGCUCUGAGAACAUUGGCACACUAUCCCAUUUGUGACUUGUUUAUUGAGGAAAACAGAAGCCAGAUGCUUUGCAAUAUGUAUGCUUUUCCAACAAUGUCAUCUCUUGCUCAUGAGCUAAUGAAAGUAAUGCAUGAAUAUAAAUUUAUAUUAUUUGUAAAAAAAAAAAACACUUUUUUUUCACUUUCUUUUCAUCAUUGAACAGAGUUUUGUUACUAUUUCUUUGAUAGAUUGAGUUUAUUUUUAAAAAUUCCCUAGAAACAAAGUCAAAUUAAUUGUGAAAGACCUCAAUUUGCUUUAUUGUGCAGCUUCUGUUUCAGUGUCAGUUCUAUUAUCUGUUAGUGUGACUGUUCAUAGUCUAAAGAAGUGGGAAUAAUGGGGCAUUCAAUUAAAGGAAAGUCUGUGGAGGCACAAGCUUUGGUGGCCAUCUGGGCAAAAGAAUUGAAAUAAGAGGAUGUACAGCAGUAAGUAGGACAUAUUUCCAUAUAAAACGUCAAAGCUAAUCUCAGUUUUUUCCUCUCCUAGAAAUAGUUUGGGAGAUUAUACACACUCAUAUAUAUCUUACUAUUUUGGUUAUUAUUUGUCCAAUUAACUUUUGUCCAAUUAAACAUAGCAUAGAUAGUCCCAAAAUUUACACAGGCCAAUUCAAUGCAAUUGAAAUAUACACUAAGAUUUCUCUAGUAAGAAAAGUAUAAAGUUGUUCUUACUAUUUUUACAAUCCUUACACUGAAAAUGUUUUUCUUUUUUGCUUUCCCUUGUUUCCCCCAGGGAAAAGCUAAUAUAUUACAGUUGUCGGGUAGGUAGGUGGUUGGUUGGUUUUUGUCAAAAAUAUUCAUAUCCCUACUUGUCGUCUAAUUCUGAGCAAGGGGACAAAUUUCAUACUCUAAAAUUCUUUCGCGUGCCCUUCCCACAUGGGAUUCUUUCAUACACAUUGCAUAGAGAUUCUGUUUCUGCCACCUGUGUAUUUAUAGUAACUAAUUCUACUAACUCCACAAAGGAGUUCUAACCUCCUGCAUCUUUGUAGCAUCUGCAUUUCUUUUACUUGGUUAGUUAAGUGUAUUACAAUGCCUGAGAAUAAAUACUCUCUGUCUGUUAAAGACAUAAAUGAAUCUGAUAUUUAUAUCUUUUCCAAAUGAGGGAUACAGGACAAAGAUAUUUGUCCUGUGUGCAGCAAAAAAUAAUGAUAGUUGUGCCCUUGAGAAUUCUUCUCUUUAGGAGUUAGUUUUAUAUACCACCAUCAGGGUUUAAAAUCAUAUUGAUUGCCUAGAGAGAAAAAAUGUGAAUAAAGAAAUGUAUUUUUAAUAAAACAUUAUAAUAUGUUGAUAAUUUUGAAACUGGUGAAAAAAUAGAGUAACAGUGAAAAAAUUUUCUGAGAUUUUUCCUUUUAUGAAACAAUGCAGUAGACUCUAGCGAGGCCUUCAUCACUGUUGACAACAAAAUAUUACAGCCCAAAACAGUAUGUUAGUUUUAUUUCACUCUAUUUUAUUUGAAAGAAAUGUUUUAUAUCAUGGUUUUCAUAUGAAUGCAAAUUAUUUCUCAAAGAUUUAUAUAGCACACACUUUUCUCAGGAAUUCUGUAUUAUGUGAAUGCUGCUUAUAUAUUUUCAUAUUCUAAAUUGUUGUCUUUUCAAGCAAAUAACUAAUACAAAUGUGCAUGUAGUCAGCUUUGACAGUUUGUUCAGAGCUGAAGCGCUUGCAGAGUAGGAUGUGGAAAAUCACUCUAGAUUGUAGCUGACAUAGUUCACAACUGUCUGAGUCUCCGCAUGCACUUGUAGAUAAUGCUGCUGCGUGACUGCAUGAUGAGAUACAACUUCUGAAUGUUGCACAAUUUUUCAAAAUGACUCCUAGAACAAUCUAUUGUAGAAUGGAAUGAAAAGAAGCUUUUUUCACUCAAUAAAUUAUCAUAUGAUAUGGUAUUUUUCUAUAAUUUGCAUGUUGGAUUUAUUCCUUUUUUUAAAGGAUAAAGUGAUUUGUUGAGUGUGUAUGGGGAAAGGAAAUUGCUCAUUCUUUAGCUCUAUAAGGAAAUUCUUGCAGGUUCUUGCCCCACUCAUUAAAAAGUUUUCAUUUUAGUCUUCUGAUAAGCUCAUUGUUAUUUUCAAGGCAUUUGCAUCUGAAAGUGCAGAUGGAGUAUCAUAUUGAUCCUAAUAAUGAUUUGUACUAGAAACAGAUGGGAGAAGCUUGAUUAGUUUUUAUGGAACUAAUAAUGCUUCUAUCACACAGAAACAUUUUCUUUUUUUCUGACUUGUGCUGGCUCUGUCAAUCAUCACGAUCUCCUUGGGACAGAUGAAGAUCAAUUUUAGUCUAGAUAUAGUACCUGUCAAGAUAGUGGACAUGUAGGGCCAACUGUCAAUAAGAAACUACCAAAUUGUGAGCGUGCAUGCAUACACACACACACACACACACACACACAAACCUAAUGGUCAAAAUUGAAAAUUGCUUGAAGAGUUGCUGACAGAUAAGGCUGAAUGUACUAGUUUGUCAAUUAGGGGCAGGUAGACUUAAACCCAGAGUAUGUGGGGUGUGUGUGUGUGUGUGUGUGUGUGUCUGAGUGUGAUUGCAUACACACACUCACAACCAGCAUAUCUUUUAUAUAAGAACCAGUGAGCACUUACUCUCUCUCAGAUACACCCAUUCAGUGUCCCCAGUCUAUUUUCUCUCAAGUAUGAUAGCAAGUCCUGGAAAUCAUUGUAGGUUUUAUCCAGGCAAUCAGCAUCUUAUUUCUCUGGUUUUCAUAGCUUAUCAGGGAGAAGCCUAUACAUUCAAUCUUAGAGCUUUAUGACUGUCCCAGUGUGUGCUCCAGCACAAUUCUCCCUGAAGAAAGCCUCUUGUUCUGGGUACAGACAGUUCAAAGUGGGAGUCUUGAGUACACUAGACAGUCAGUUAUGUGGAUGUUGCUUUAAUCUUUCCCUAAGAAGGAAGGGCUGAGAUUUUCAGGCAUAUAUGUGUAUUGAAAUCCUCAGAAUACUUCCAUGUCAACUCUCACUCUCUGUAGGAAAAGCAUCAACUCUCCUUUCUGUUUUUUGGAAAGUAAAACACUCCUAAAUUAUUAUUGAUAGUUGUAAAACAAAAGUUAAUGAGAUCUGUUUAGAUAUUUUUCACUAAAAAUAGUUAAGUGGAUGGCUAGUGCCAUGUGGUACACAAGUUGUUUCAAACCAUUAUAAUUAUUUUGUCAAUAUCCAGAUGAACACUUUAGGGCGACUUUAGUAUUUAACAAGUGCUAAGAACAGACAGUUUGCUUUUUUUGGGCAGCUUUUCUCCACAUGAGAAGAGGGGGAUUGAAUGGCCAGAAUAAUCUUGAUGGCAAGAAUAAUUGUGGAAGCAAUGCUUUGGGAAUGGUGGAGGGGAUGUCUUCCCACCUGGGCAAUAUAACUGUAUUUUGAGGUUCUAUUUCAGUAUUUGCUAUGUACACAUCCUGCCUUCUUUUUAACUGAACAAGUAGCUACAAUUAAAUUCAUCUUUUAACAUUCAGAAGAAAUGAAGAUUUUUCUUUUUUUCUUUAUCUUUCUCAAUGAUGAAGCUAAAUAAAGUAAACUUACAAAUCAGUGAUAACUCUAACCAAAAAAUAAAUGUUUCUAUUUUCCAAGUUGCAGAUGAAAAUACAUUUAAAUACAUAUAUAUGCAAUUUUAGCUUCUUAGUGUGUAUCCCCUAUAUACAUGACCUCUACACUGAAUUUUUUCAAGUAGGAAAGUGCUAUGAGAGUUCUGUAAUUGAAGAGGGAAUUGGGGGAAUACUAUAUGUGUGUGUUAUUGUUAACCAGUCAACAUUUCUUUGAAACUCUCAUGAGAAAUUUUCAAGUGAAUUUAAGUAAACUUUGCUUUGUUGAAAUAGAUUGAAUCAAUUAUCCAAACAGUAUUUCUAAGGUGUGUCUUCAGGGCAGUGUUCUAAAAGUAGUGAACAGUAAAGGUACUUAAUAAAAACCUUUAUAAUGUGGGUUCCAAAUAAGUCAAUAGCAUUGCCUAAUUGCUCAGUUCUCUAUAAGUUCUGCCUGUUGUACUGCUACGAAUAAGCGGUUUGGGGAUUGCUCCGUUAUUUUUCACAUGGCAAUCACACUAGGGCAUUUAAUCAAUACACUGCAUGAAAUUAGUUUUUUAAAUGUGUCGAUGCAGAUUCUGUAAUUGGAAACUGAGUGUUCUAAACACCUGUGCACACUCGCUUUAAAAUCUUUUUUAAAAGCAGGUGAAUGUUUCUGGAAAUUCCAAAGGACAAAGAGGCCAAGGUCCAUAAGAGGUAUCACCAUUAUACAAUGCUUUUCUUGAUUUAUAGUAACUCACUGUAUUAAAUCAUAAAAUCAUCUUGAUGGUUACGUGUGUGUGUGUGUGUCUUAAGACCUUAGUAGCUCAAAUAUUUCAGGCAAUAUCGAUAACACUAAAAAAAUAAUGUUUUAUAAUAUAUCAAACCUUAUU